Molecule: messenger RNA, 3076 nt
Organism: Marmota flaviventris (yellow-bellied marmot)
Lineage: Eukaryota; Metazoa; Chordata; Mammalia; Rodentia; Sciuridae
Gene: Ripk2
Product: receptor interacting serine/threonine kinase 2
Biological process (GO): protein phosphorylation; positive regulation of canonical NF-kappaB signal transduction; positive regulation of apoptotic process
Cellular component (GO): cytoplasm
Molecular function (GO): ATP binding; JUN kinase kinase kinase activity
Source: RefSeq, a predicted model, not a curated record
GCCGGGGAGGGCCGGGUCCGCGAAAGCAAGCUCCUCCUUGGCGCGACGCGGCGCUGCGUAGUUGACCGGGUUUCCCCCCGCGAGGGUCCGCGGGAGUCUGAUCGGCCGGGAAAGCGGUGGUAGCCAGGGGCAUGGGCGGCCGGGCGACCUAGCGUCCCACACAGGAAGGAGCUCGCGGCCACUCGGGCAGGCCGGGAUCUCGGCGUCCGGAGCCGAGGAGCAGCGGGCGCACCGGAAUCCGCCGGCCGCCACCAUGAACGGAGAGGCCAUCUGCAGCGCCCUGCCCACCAUUCCCUACCGCAAGCUCGCCGACCUGUGCUACUUGAGCCGCGGCGCCUCUGGCACCGUGUCGUCCGCCCGACACGCAGACUGGCGCGUCCAGGUGGCUGUGAAGCACCUGCACAUCCACACCCCGCUGCUCGACAGUGAAAGAAAUGACGUCUUAAGAGAAGCUGAAAUUUUGCACAAAGCAAGAUUUAGUUACAUUCUUCCUAUAUUGGGAAUUUGCAAUGAGCCAGAAUUUUUGGGAAUAGUUACUGAAUACAUGCCAAAUGGAUCAUUAAAUGAACUCCUACAUAGGAAAAUUGAAUAUCCUGAUGUUCCUUGGCCAUUAAGAUUCCGCAUCCUGCAUGAAAUCGCACUUGGUGUAAAUUACCUGCAUAAUAUGAAUCCUCCUCUACUUCAUCAUGACUUGAAGACUCAAAAUAUCUUGUUGGACAGUGAAUUUCAUGUUAAGAUUGCAGAUUUUGGUUUAUCAAAAUGGCGCAUGAUGUCUCUCUCACAAUCACGAAGUAACAAAUCUGCUCCAGAAGGAGGGACAAUUAUCUAUAUGCCACCUGAAAACUAUGAACCUGGACAGAAAUCAAGGGCCAGUGUCAAACAUGAUAUAUAUAGCUAUGCAGUUAUCAUGUGGGAAGUGUUAUCCAGAAAACAGCCUUUUGAAGAAGUCACCAAUCCUUUGCAGAUUAUGUACAGUGUGUCUCAAGGACAUCGACCUGACACUACAGAAGAAAGUUUGCCAUUUGAUAUACCUCAUCGAGCAGUCAUGACCUCUCUAAUAGAAAGUGGAUGGGCACAAAAUCCAGAUGAAAGACCUUCUUUCUUAAAGUGUUUAAUAGAGCUUGAGCCAGUUCUGAGAACAUAUGAAGAGAUAACUUUUCUUGAAGCUGUUAUUCAGCUAAAGAAAACAAAGUUACAGAGUGCCUCGAGUACUGUUCACUCAUGUGACAAGAGGAAGGAGGUGUCUCUGAACAUACCUGUAAAUCAUGGUCCCCAGGAGGAAUCAUGUGGAUCCUCUCAGCUUCAUAAAAGCAGUAGUUCUCCUGGAACCUCUAGGUCCCUGUCAACUCCCCAAGAAAACGACUUUUUAUCUGGAAAAACUCCAGACUACUCUUCUAUGAAUCUACAUCAGUCAGUAAAUCACAGUUGGGAUAGUACUGUUGCUGCAUCUCAGAGGGCUGUAUUCUGUGAUCACAAGACCACCCCUUGCUCUUCAACAAUAAUAAAUUCAUUCUUAACUGAGAGGUAUUCAGAGCGUCUACAACCUGGUAUAGCCCAACAGUGGAUCCAGAGCAAAAGGGAAGACAUUGUGAACCAAAUGACUGAAGCCUGCCUUAACCAAUCACUAGAUGCCCUCCUGUCCAGGGACUUGAUCAUGAAGGAGGACUAUGAACUUAUUAGUACCAAACCUACAAGGACUUCAAAAGUUAGACAAUUAUUGGACACCAGUGACAUCCAAGGAGAAGAAUUUGCUAAAGUUAUAGUACAAAAGUUGAAAGAUAACAAACAAAUGGGUCUUCAACCCUACCCAGAAAUACUAGUGGUUUCCAGACUACCAUCUUCAAAUUUCCCUCAAAAUAAAAGUUUAUAAGUAAGUCUUUUUCAAGAAGAAAAGUCAGUUUAUAGAAGAUUAUUUAUAUCUCUGUUACAUUGACAUUGUUUUUACAAAAUCCAUAUGAGUAUUACAAGCUUUACUGAAGAUUUUUUUUUUGGAGGGCAAAUGUUAUCUCCUUCCAUGAUAUUGCAGUAUUUUUUUAAGUUAUCAUAAGUAAAAAGUCUGCAUUUUUGCUACAUGUUUCAAUUUUACAUGUCUCUUUCAUUAAUUAGAACUAUGUUUAGUGUAAUAAUGUUCUUGUACUUAAAAGUUGUCUUAAAGUAUCGUGUGUUUCUGAUAGAAGCCAUUUGCACACUCAUUUUCUCUGUGGAUUAUUUAUUACUCAUCUAAGAUUUGAUCUUUAUGAAGUGUAGACCCUCUAUAGACAAACCAGAAAUAGCAAAGCAUUCCUACUCUGUCUUCCCAGAUUCAGAUUCUCUCUAAAAAAUCAUUCAUUCUAAACUCCAUGUUCCAGGUUACAUUUUUCCUAUAAAACAGGAUUAUUUCAAGGAAUACUCUUAAUAGCAUUAUCUGCCCCGACUUUUUAAAAUUUUUUUUGGGGGGGGCCUUUAUUUUAUUUAUUUUAUUUUAUACGCGGUGCUGAGAAUCGAAUCCAGAGCCUCACACAUGCUAAGCAAGUGCUCUACCGCUGAGCUACAACCUCACCCCCCUGCCCCAACUUUUAACCUUAGCCCUACCCACUGUCAAUAACAACCAAGUUCACUAAGGUUAGCAGCCUGAUGUGUAUUCUCAUGCACCUCUUCUUGCUCAUAACAAAGUAUAUGCUAAUUUGAGAGAAGGUCAUUUCUUAAUAUUAUUAUCUUUAAACAUCAUCCUGCAGCCUACUUUUUGCAUUUAGUAGAACAGCAUGUAUAACUGUCCAGAUCAAAUAUAGAUCUAACUAUUUAAUUGCUGCACAGUAUUCAGACUGCUUUUUUUCUUUUUUCUUCUUCACCCCAACUGUAGCCCAAUCAGUAAAGGUACAAUGUGAACGUUUUUUUAAUAAUGGGCUAUAUCACUAAAUGAAAACCUACAAGGAAUAGUAGCCUUUUCCUGAAAAACAUCUAACAAAAUCAGUAAAAAGUAAGAUACAAGAUAAAUUUGAAAGUACAAAUUUUCAAGAAACCCCAGACCCAUAACUUGAAAAAAAAUAAAUAAAAGAAAUUAACUGGAAGAAAAACGAAUAAAAGAAAUUUGAUGGCA